Entrophospora sp. SA101 is the source of this 345-nucleotide messenger RNA. NCBI's taxonomy places the organism in Eukaryota, Fungi, Glomeromycota, Glomeromycetes, Entrophosporales, Entrophosporaceae. The record is from the annotation of a GenBank genome assembly.
AUGACAAACGAUGAAUAUACAACAAUAACAAUUGAGAAAGAUAAUGAUGCAGAGACAAAUAAGAAAGUAAAGUCUAUGGGAUCAGAAAGUGGUGAUAAUAGUGAUGUAGAAGUAGUGACAAUUGAGGGAGAAAAGUCUAUGGAAUCAGAAACAGAUCUCGAUCUCAAUGAAGAAAGUCCUUCAGACCCAUCAACAAGAAGAACUACAAUGUUUCAAAAUGCAAUGAAUGCAGUCGCCACAAGCAGUAAAGGGAAAGAAUGUGCUGAUUUGAUUGUGGACGCGAAUUUGGAUGAAGGGGAAGGAGGGGUUGAAAGUGAAGAGGGUUUUAUUUAUGAGGAGUCUUAA